Molecule: messenger RNA, 507 nt
Organism: Pseudomassariella vexata
Lineage: Eukaryota; Fungi; Ascomycota; Sordariomycetes; Amphisphaeriales; Pseudomassariaceae
Exons: 2
Coding region: 1-507 (168 amino acids)
Source: RefSeq, a predicted model, not a curated record
AUGCGUGAUAGCAACCCUGGCUGCCAAGCCGCCUCGCAAAAGGACUUCGCUUGGACGGUCGAGGACUUCGACUACCAUGCCUCGUACACCUUCACAACCCCUGCCCAUCAGAACUCCUGGGGAUACGUCAAUUUCAACUUGAGCAACCCAGCCCUCACGUACAAGGCCUCAUGCAGCGCCUCCAGCAACCAGCUUUCCGACUUCUUCUACGGCACCAUGCCGUAUACCUGCACCGUCCCCGACGGCUCCACGGCCAAAACGACGUUUGACUUCAGCCGGCCGAGCGGUAAGUUGAACGUCAAUCAGACCUGGGUCUGCAGUGAUCUCGACCCCAAGUACCCUGCCACCUUCCAUGGAUAUGGUGCUAUCAACCUGACUCUGGGAUGCACAGAUACAACGUGGCAGAACCCCAACUGGACUAUGGGUCAGAUUUACUCAGAUCGCGAGGUCAAAUGCACCCCAGUCACGCUUCCUGUCAAGCCUUACGAGAUGACGGCGGUGGCAUAA